Daldinia vernicosa is the source of this 1019-nucleotide messenger RNA. RefSeq lists its product as uncharacterized. NCBI's taxonomy places the organism in Eukaryota, Fungi, Ascomycota, Sordariomycetes, Xylariales, Hypoxylaceae. The transcript has a single exon. Bases 253 to 963 code for a protein of 236 amino acids. The record is from RefSeq and is a predicted model, not a curated record.
ACGACAGAUAUAAAAAAGGCAGAGUUAGACAUACAAAGCUGAUUCAGACAACUGUAACUCGACCUCAAAGACCGUCAUUUCAUUACUUGCCUAUAUCUACCUGACUCAGAGUCUUCUCCGCUGAUAACCAACGAGACAGCUACCCCACGUGUGAAUCAAGCCUCUCGAAACAAACAGGGUUUCCUUUACCAAGUCUCACUGCUCACCUACCCAUUAACCCAUCAUCUCCCCGGCCCCAAACCAAUAUCCCCAAUGAUCGCAGACUGGCCAUACGGCGGAGACCCCUCUCCCAACCCCCCGGAUCUCAUCGACGACGCCGUUGCCGACAUCAUCGCAAUUCUGCGUCUACUUGAGCUGCCUGUACCCCACGCCUCGUUCCUCUCCUUGGUCUUCCACACCCUAUUCUACGUCAGCAUCUGCGUGUUCGCCAUCUUCGCGUUUUUCGUAAUCUGGCAGUCCGUCUUCGUCAGCCUCUUCCGUUCCCUUACCAGCACCGAAACCCGUCGCAACCCCGAGCCCUGGAGCGUAACGCUAUGCAGGCUUAUAGACCCCUACUCAUACGACAACGUUCUCGCGUUGUCGUGCUACAUUACCACCUUGAUCGUGUCUUUGUUCGUCCUAGCUGCGUCUUUCGCUGCUAGCGACAGUCGGAUAGCCGCGUGCGCGUGGGUGAUGGUCUGGUCUUUGUGGCUACACGCAGGGUGGCGGUACUGCCAGCCCAUGAAGCCGCAGUACACGAGGGAGGACAUCAAACUCUGGAGCGGAAAGGGCAUAUGGGUUCACACUAUACUCUUAGUGGCCGGCCUCGCUUACUUCCCAUCAUUGUGUCGGCAGCUCGACGAUGGUAUCGUACGGCUUCACGAAAGCUGGGGUGACGCCAGCCCGGCAUUUCUAAGGAACAUAGCCCACGAGAUUAUGUUCAAGUUUAACCCUCCAGAAUAUAAGGUGGUCCCACGUGUGUAGUGUAGAGGCUGGAAUAUACCUGGUGGGACUGGGUAGGUCAUCGGCAUGGUGCUCCA